Nothobranchius furzeri (turquoise killifish) is the source of this 3718-nucleotide messenger RNA. RefSeq names its product arrestin, beta 1 (gene arrb1). Gene Ontology annotation, biological process: G protein-coupled receptor internalization; signal transduction; visual perception. NCBI's taxonomy places the organism in Eukaryota, Metazoa, Chordata, Actinopteri, Cyprinodontiformes, Nothobranchiidae. The record is from RefSeq and is a predicted model, not a curated record. Gene Ontology annotation, molecular function: G protein-coupled receptor binding.
UUUUCAGCGUGUGUGUGUUUGCGUGUGUGUGUGUGUGUGUUUGCGUGUGUGUGUGUGUGUGUGUACUCAUGGAUGUGUGUGUAUGAGAUGGUUUCACUCUGGUUUUAUUCUCCCUCUGAGAUGAUCUGACAGUGUGACAAGGGUUUUGUGAGAUAGAGAAACAUCCUCCCCCAGUUUCCACGGUGACGGCAUCCCCCCACGCUCCUCCUCCUCCUCCUUCCCCUGCUGCUGCGCGCCUCCUCGUCCUCCUUCGUCUCCGGUCGUGUGCUGUUGGCUUGUUGCUACCAUCAGGAUGGGGGAUAAAGGAACCAGGGUGUUUAAGAAAGCCAGCCCGAACGGAAAGCUCACCGUCUAUCUGGGAAAGAGGGACUUUGUGGACCACGUGGACCUGGUAGAACCUGUUGAUGGCGUGGUUCUGAUUGAUCCAGAGUACCUGAAGGAGAGGAAAGUGUUCGUGACUCUGACCUGCGCCUUCCGCUACGGUCGGGAGGACUUGGACGUCCUGGACCUGACAUUCCGGAAGGAUCUGUUUGUGUCCAACGUUCAGGCGUUUCCUCCUGAGCCCGAGGAGAAGAAGAGUCUGACUCGUCUUCAGGAGCGUCUGAUCAAGAAGCUGGGAGAACACGCCCACCCGUUUACCUUUGAGAUUCCUCUGAACCUGCCGUGCUCCGUCACCUUACAGCCAGGACCAGAGGACACUGGGAAGGCCUGUGGCGUCGACUUUGAGGUGAAAGCUUUCUGUGCUGAAAACCUGGAAGAAAAGAUCCACAAAAGGAACUCGGUGCGUCUGGUGAUCAGGAAGGUCCAAUACGCUCCGGAGAAACCAGGUCCUCAGCCCACCGCCGAGACCACCCGGCAGUUCCUGAUGUCCGACAAACCUUUGCACCUGGAGGCCUCGCUGGACAAAGAGAUUUAUUACCACGGGGAACCCAUCAGCGUCAACGUCCACGUCACCAACAACACCAACAAGACCGUGAAGAAGAUGAAGAUCUCCGUGCGACAGUACGCUGACAUCUGCCUGUUCAACACGGCGCAGUACAAAUGCCCGGUGGCCGUGGAGGAGUCCGAUGAUGUCGUUGCUCCCAGUUCCACCUUCUGCAAAGUCUUCACCCUCACACCGUUUCUGGCCAACAACCGGGAGAAACGAGGCCUGGCUCUGGAUGGGAAACUGAAGCACGAGGACACCAACCUUGCCUCCAGCACACUCCUGAGGGACGGAGCCAACAGGGAGAUCCUCGGCAUCAUCGUGUCCUACAAAGUCAAAGUGAAGCUGGUGGUGUCUCGAGGCGGGCUCCUGGGAGAUCUGGCUGCCAGUGACGUCUCCGUUGAGCUGCCCUUCACAUUAAUGCACCCGAAGCCUUUAGAAGAGUCCAUCUGCAGAGACGCUCCAGAUGAAGCUCCAAUCGACACAAACUUGAUAGAGUUUGACACAAAUGAUGAUGACAUCAUCUUUGAAGACUUUGCUCGCCAGAGGCUGAUUGGAGCCAAAGACGAGAAGGAGGAGGACGAGGAGCCGGUGGAUUCGCCCAAACUGGAAGACAGAUAAAGGAUGAGAUGUUGUCUUGCUGCUGUGUAGUGUGGAGAUGGCAGAGGUCACCAGUAGGCCAACCCACAGUCUGGACACCCUUCAAACUCUAGGUGGCGCCGUGUUUCUGUGUUCCUUCAUGUUCGUCUUCUCUCUGCAUCCUGCGGAUGAGAGGCGCAGCCUUGUGUUUUCAGACGGAGCAGCUGCAGGAGCUCUGGGAGGAUGGAGGAGACGGCGGGAAGCAUGCCUCUGAUGUCUCUUUGUUCUUCGUGUUCCCAUUAGAGAGCGAGCAGGAGUCCAGUUAGCGCCGGUAGUUUGUGUCGAAAGGACUUUAUAAACAACGCUGCCACGCUCGGAAGACCUGUGACGGUUCCCCUCUGUCAGGGUCCGAUCUCCCACAUCUGCUGGGCGAUCUGCAGGACCAGCAACAGGAAGAGAAACCAGUGCAUGAAAUAUAUAAUAAUACUGUAUUAAUGUCACAAAUAGUUACAGAAGUUAAAAUGGUUUAUUGGGUUUGGUCCCAGCAGCAGCCAUGUUGGACAGGACCACCAGGAAAGGUGCAAGUCAGCAGAACUCCUUCAGCCCGUUUCACUGGUUCUGGGUGUUUUUUUUCAGUCGGACCCGUUUUCACUGGCAGGGUCUGCAACGAGGUGCGAGAAUUAUCAUCUAUUUCAUCUUUUCUGUCAAACACCUGGUUUCAGUAAGCCAAAACAUUAUGACCCAUCCCUAACAUGCCUAGGUGUUUGUGUUUUUCUCUGGUGGUCAUAAUGUUAUGGCUGACUGUAACAGCCACCAGGUCUCAAGUCCUGUAAACUGAGACUGAUGGAGAUUAAACGCCCCAGACGUAAUCCUCAUCUCAGUGUUCGAGCGCGUUGCUGGCCAGUUUAUUAGGUACGCCUCACUGGUACUCGUUUUUACUUCCUUCUACCUUCAGAACAUCGCUAAUUUUUCAUGUUACAGAUCCAACCGGGUGUUUUGAAUAUUCUUCUGAGGUUCUGGUCCACACUGACAUGACAGCAUCAGCUCCAUCUGUGACGAGAACUUCCCAUUCCACCUCAUCCCAAAGGUUCUGGCCUGGACUGAGUUCUGAUGACUCUGGGGUUUGCUGGAGUCCAGCGAACUUAUGUUCUAGAAACCGGUUACAGGUGAUCUGAGCUGCAUUAAGCUGCUGAAAGUAGCAUCAGAAGAUGGGUCCAGGGAUGGACAUAGUCUGCAACAACACCCACGUAGGCUAUGGUGUUAAACCAGCCUCAGGCGGGACCAGGGGCUCCAGUGUUAGACAACGUCUCCCAUCUUCCCCCCACUACUGUCACACCAGCAGCAGCAGCAGCAGCCUGGAGCGUUGGUACAAGGCAGGAUGGAUCAUGUUGGUGACUCCAAAUUCUGAGCUGACAGAUUAAAUCCAGACUCAUCAGACCAGGAAAGCUUUUCCAGUCUCCUUUGGUCUGUGUAAAUUUUAACCUCAGGUUUCUGUCCUUAGCUAGCUGGUGUGAUAUUUUGCUGCUGGAGGCCACCUGGAGCAGCUUCUGCGGACCUUGGGAGGAACCAGAGUUGAUCUGAGCUGUCAUUGUCUCUCCAUCCACCAGAACCAGUACGACCAUUCUUUGUAGACCCUAAAGAUGGUUGUAGGUUCAAAUCCCUGUGGGGCACAACAGUAUGUUACCAAACACCGUGCUACAUUCAAAGUUCCUUAAAUCUUUUAUAGUUUCUGAUCUGGUGCUCAGGCUGAACUAGAUGAGUAAAAGCUGCUGUCUGAUUGGCUGGUUGGAAAAGUGUACCUAAUAAAGUGGCCGACGUGUUGGUUUUGUUGGAUGCAGUGCUGCCCCCCUGUGGUGGUAAUAUAGAAAUUUUGACUCACAAAGAAGGGAAAAAACUAUCGUUCAAAUCAAUAAAAAAAAAAGUUUUGAGUUUUACGUUUGUUUGAGAUUUAAAGUUUUGGCCUUAAAUGAGCAAAAAACAAAAAAAAAGUUAUUCUCUGUUAAUAUAUUCAUGUUUAUGCAGCAGACCUGAUGAUCUUAGACCAGGAGCUGUUUUAUUUUAUACAUUUCUUAAUCAUCUGAGUGACUGAUGUCGCUUCAGCGAUGGAGGAACUUCACCUGAAACGUUACGUGGAAACGUUUAUAGUGUGAUAUAAAAUGUAUUUGUAUUUUAUCUGUAGUUUAUUUUGAGUAUAAUAAAGUAUUUAUCUGGACA